AUGACAUCCGCUGAAUCGCGAACGAGAGAACUCGCUCCUUUACGCGGAUUUGACGCGGAAGCCCAGAAUGUUUAUCAUAGCGACGAAAUGGAGGACCUGGAAAGAAGUGAACCAAGUCCUAUGAGAGCUUUCAUUUGGACGAUAUGCUCUGCUACCGCGAUCUAUACAACGAAACGACUUAUGAUCAGUCAUGUAUACCCCCUCACGAUUGCGUUCCAAUCUUAUGUGGUGUUGGGAGUUGUAUACAUCAUUGCCCUGCGAAUGGGCUCAGACUCCUCUACUACCACUGCGAAUAAGGCAAGGAUAUUGCAAGGCAUACGGAAACCAAGCGGUAAUGGCUCUGUAUUGAGCUUUCAUUGCCCCGUGAUGAUACCUGCGGCGGUAGCAGCUGCGGCUUCAUUGCCUAUGCUGCUCGAAGGGCUACUUCACAUGCCUAGUCUUCCAGUUCUAGUUAUGCUUUUUCCUUUAACAUAUGCAGCAGAAUCUCUAGUCCUCUUCACAUGCUGUUCGCAAUCCCGGUCUCAAAGUUGGUUUCCGUGGGAGGCUCUGAUAUCGAUGGGAGCAUCUGCCGUAGUCCUUUACAACGAAUAUCGUCUUAUGGUUCCGGGCCUGAUUUGGGGCGUCUUGGGCAUUCUUUUUAUCGGCCUCGCUCGAGGGUGCUUCAUUAUUGGCUCUGAGAGAUCCGGCUCAGAUCUUGCCGUUCAGGCAAAGCUCAAAGCCUACCAUGGAUUCAUUAGCAUGACUCUUCUAUUCGGAAUGCUAUUCAGUGGAAUCUCUGGAUACUUCCUUGAGCAUAUUGAGUCUAUCUACCCAACUUCAUCGGGUACUAUUUCGUUGAUAGUCGUCCAAAUUUCAUCCAUCGUUGGUGCAAUCUUUUCUGGAACCAGUCUGUUGGCAUAUUCGCCAAUAUCUUUUCAAGAUUCAAAGGCUCGUUUUUCAAAUAUCCCCUUGCACAGCACUGAACAUAUAGUAUCUUUUCUAUCCAGCAUCCUCGUUCUGUUGGCAUCUAUAUACUCAAAUCAAGUGCCAGUAAUUUCCCGGAUACAGAUAGCUGCGUAUUUAAGCGCAUCUUUUGUGCUAGCUGGAGCGAGCGGGAUCCACGGCUAUGUCGUAAAGGCUACAGAUGCCUCAAAGGAACUCUCGAAGUCACCAAGUUCUGAGAUUCGAAAACCGACCGGCGUCUUCAGCGGACUCGUAUUACUUGUAGCAGUUAUUCUCUCUUCGGGCUUCAUCUCGUUCCUAGCAUCUACAUCCGUCAACUCGGUCAACCAAAGCCUACCCAGCACCUUCGACCUAGCCUACACACCCGAAAGACGUUUCGACAUCGUCGUAAGCAUGUACGACGAAGACCCCGAAAUAGUCAAAGGAAUGCUCGAAGCCGUCAAAGGCACCGCCAUGCUCAAAAACCUAAAACCAAACGUUAUAAUCUACACCAAAGACAAGACCGCGGACUUGCCCAAGCUCAAAGAAAGCACCGGGGCCAAUACCGUCGAAUUCCUCGAAAACCUAGGCCGAGAAGGAGCUACAUAUCUCCACCACAUCGUGCAUGAAUGGGACAGCUUAGCUGAACAAACAAUGUUCAUCCAAGCGCACGCCCACAACAUGCGCGAACUCAUACCACGGAUCGACGACUACCUAGUCCCCGAAACAGGCAUGCUGAGCCUUGGUUUCACAGGCGUGGAAUGCGACUGCGAGACGUGCGGCGACCGCUGGGGCUGGGAGGACAAAUACGACGCCAUCCCCGCGCUGUACGAGAAGGUCUACGGCGAUUCUUGCUCCCCCUCUGCACCCAUCUUGCUCUCCUACAAAGGCCAGUUCAUCGCCAGCGCGAGACGGAUCAGGGGGAUUAGCAAGAAUAUAUAUGGCGACCUGCUGGACAUGAUUACGAGUAAGGACGGGUGGAUUCAUAAUCAGACGUAUGUGGGCGGGGCGCGGGAUGGGCCGGAUAACCCAUAUUUUGGGUUUACGGUGGAGCGGGUUUGGGGCUUGCUGAUGCAGUGUGCUACUGAUGGGCGGGUGGCGGCUAAGUGUCCCAGUCUGUUGAGUGGGAUGGGGAGAGGGGGCGUGGUGGGCGAUUGCCAGUGUUUAGAUGGGUGA
This is a messenger RNA of Lachnellula hyalina, 2097 nucleotides long. RefSeq lists its product as uncharacterized. NCBI's taxonomy places the organism in Eukaryota, Fungi, Ascomycota, Leotiomycetes, Helotiales, Lachnaceae. The record is from RefSeq and is a predicted model, not a curated record. Bases 1 to 2097 code for a protein of 698 amino acids. The transcript has 4 exons.